This is a messenger RNA of Syngnathus typhle (broad-nosed pipefish), 1912 nucleotides long. RefSeq names its product SEC22 homolog C, vesicle trafficking protein (gene sec22c). The transcript has 7 exons. The coding region runs from base 234 to 1145 and encodes 303 amino acids. The record is from RefSeq and is a predicted model, not a curated record. Lineage: Eukaryota; Metazoa; Chordata; Actinopteri; Syngnathiformes; Syngnathidae. Gene Ontology annotation, biological process: endoplasmic reticulum to Golgi vesicle-mediated transport.
GUUGUGCUAGCUUCUGCUUGUCAUAGCUUGUUAGCUGCUAAAUCAUGUAAAUAACAAGCUUAUCGCUAUUUCUCUUUCGACUUGUGGGAAUCCAAAAACUAAUAUUACACACGUAACUGGCGACAUUACAGUGCUACUUUAAACAGGCGGCGUAAUCAUCUAAGUAAGCUACAGAAUGCAAGGUGCAGAAUGAAAUCCUUUAUUAUCAUGAGACAGAAACGCACUGAUGGAUCAUGUCUCUGAUCCUGUUUGCCUUCGUGGUGCGGGUGAGGGAUGGACUCCCUCUGUCCGCCUCCACCGACUUUGAGCACAACCAAGAGCUUCAGGAGAGGAAGCAGCAGCUCAAGACCAUCAGCAAGGCAUUAACCCUCCUCCCAGAAAGAGCCGCAGUCAAGGGGCAAGAGCUCAAUAUAUACAUGGUGUCUUCAGAAGGCGUAUCCUACAUGAGCGUGUGCCACUGCAGCAUUCCCAUCGCAAUGGCCUUCUGCUUUCUGGAAGACCUGCGCUGGGAAUUCACAGCCUGCUACAAUCACAGUGUUGUGUCGCUGGCAGACAGACCAUAUCCAUUUUUGGAAUUUGACUGCACAAUUCAGAAACUGAAGCAACAGUACAACUACAAGGGUGGCCCGGCCCUGCAGGUCACUUUAGCAGAGGUCCAGGAAGACCUGAGGCUCCACCCACCAGAGGUUCUCAACCUGGAAGAUGUUGAGCUUACCAAUGGCUCUGCCAAUGGCCAUGUGGAGCAAUCAGCCACUUCUGGUCAGAGUGUCAAACUGGAACCAGUGACGGCUCCUGGAAUCCUUUCGCUGGUCCUCAACAUCAUGUGUGCGUCAUUGAACAUCAUCCGAGGCGUGCACCUUAUAGAAUACACAUUCCAGGACGACUACGACGGCGUGUGGAAUGUCGUAGCAUUCCUCGUGGCAUUCCUCUGCUGCCUGCUUCAGUGCCACCUGUACGUUUUCCACUCUCGCCUAAAAGCAGCAAAGUCCCUCAGCCUACUGAGUGCCAUCGUUCUAUGCAAUGUCGUCUUGUGCGAGCUAAGGAACACCUGGCUGAUCGUUUUCCACGUUGCCGUGGCCUCGCUAUCCACCGUGCUCAUCCUCCGACGUAAAGUCCAAGACAGGAACCACGACUGCGGGGUGUGACGAAUCAGUCUAUUUUGUAUUGCACUAUGUUUUUUUAUAUCGGGUGCCAUGGGCUAUUUUUUGUAACCUUCCUGGGCGCGCUUUUGAGUGUGUUUAUGGGUUUUGGGACACCUUUAAAUACUUACACAUAGAUAUCGGUCCUCAAAAAGGUGGAAGGAAUACUAAGCCACAAGUAUUAAGAAAAUAAAAGCACUGAUUUGAAGGAUUGAAUCUUAUUUGAAUUUGUCUUAAUAUUAUUAUUUUUUUAAUAUGCUGCAUAUCAGAGUCCAUCGUACAUACUAUAGUCUUAUUAAGAACAAUGUUUCUCUACAUUAGGGUUUUAUAACUAGAACAUACAGUUUUAAUGCUAUUAUGAUUUUUGGUAAAACAUUUUUAACUAAAGGCACAUUUAAUUUAAACGUCUUGAAUAGGUUGAUAUAUUUGACCUAAAUUGUUUUUUAACUGAGCAGUGGCAGCUAUUUUGGGGGGGGGGUAUGAAAAUGCAGUCGUUUUUAGUACAGGGGUUACUUGACUGUAAAUUGCAACAUGUCCGUCCACAUUGUUGACAAAAUAAAGUGUAUGAUGUCAUCAAUGUUUUAUGAAUGAUUGUAAAACAUUAAAAUGUGUUGCAGUUUUCUCCCAAAUGUAUUUUUUCAUUAGGAAGUAAUUUACUAGUAAUCAUACUAAUUGCCAAAAUGUAUUUGCCAUUUCAGGCUUUUCUUUUAUUUAUUUGCUGUGGCUUAAGUGACAUUUCAUCAAUAAAUCAGAUUUUGUUUCUAUUUUCCUCA